AAUCAAGCCACACAAUGUUUAGUUUUGUACGUUAAAAAUAACUGGAUGCGGGUGACACCGGAAGUCUCGCACAUUUUUGUGACCUCUUUAGUAAAAAACAAAAACAAAAGUGGAUGUGAAAGUAAGCCAGAACGGGGGCGCUGCUCCUUCUCUCUCAGUCAGCGGCUAAUGCUAAAGCUAACUAGCUCACGAUGGCUGGACAGGAGGAUCCCGUGCAAAGGGAAAUUCAUCAAGACUGGGCGAACCGUGAAUAUAUCGAAGUGAUCACCAGCAGCAUUAAGAAAAUAGCCGAUUUCCUCAAUUCCUUCGAUAUGUCCUGCAGGUCCCGUUUAGCCACUUUGAAUGAGAAGCUUACUGCUUUGGAGAGGAGGAUUGAGUACAUUGAAGCCAGAGUCACAAAAGGGGAAACCUUGACUUAGACAUCGUCCUGGGUCGAUGCCAAAGUCAAGAUGAUGGCUACGAACACUCACCUCCUGUAUUUUUCAUUUACUUUAAUUAUUCAAACAAAAUUUCUAUUGGUUGGCUGUGGUAGAUCAGUUAAUUUCUGUAUGGGACCAUUGUGAUGAUGUCUUUGCUAUAAGCAGAUAUGUGUUUGCCUCAUUCAUGCCUGAUUAUGGCUGAGGUUAUACUGUAUCUGGUCCUUUAUUUUUUUGAUCUGUCAGGCAACCUGUUACUGUCUCUGUGGUGCUUGCUCAUGCAAACAGGCCAGUGUCGUAUAUCAUUUGGUUCUGAUCUGCUAUUAAACAACUGUUGAACUCUCCAUGCAAUAUAUUAACGGUCAUGCAAAUAUAGACUGAAAAUACCAUGGAUAAACAGACAUUAUGCCUUGUUUUUUUUUUUUUUUUAAAUUAAUAGCUAAUAAUCAUUUGAGUUUUGAUUUGCCCUCCUUUGUUUUACAAGUCUGUCCUCUUGUUAAAUUACAAAAAUUUGUGUUUGAAAUGCAUUGCUGCCUGCUGUACAUUUAUCAUGCAACAAACAUCUGCAUAGAAAAAUGCCAGUCAGAGGUGGAUGGAAAGCACUAAAGUGCCAAUCAGACUGUUUUUAAAGUGUUUCGUUUUCUGUAUUUACACAAUUUUAUGUCUUAGUGUCUGUUAAGAUGUUUUUGUGGUUAAACAUUAAAUAAAAAAACUAAACCAUUUCAA
This is a messenger RNA of Onychostoma macrolepis, 1142 nucleotides long. It is a transcript of the gene brk1, whose product is annotated as BRICK1 subunit of SCAR/WAVE actin nucleating complex. Gene Ontology annotation, biological process: cell motility; regulation of actin polymerization or depolymerization; actin filament organization. Gene Ontology annotation, molecular function: protein-containing complex binding. NCBI's taxonomy places the organism in Eukaryota, Metazoa, Chordata, Actinopteri, Cypriniformes, Cyprinidae. The transcript has 4 exons. The coding region runs from base 192 to 419 and encodes 75 amino acids. The record is from RefSeq and is a predicted model, not a curated record. Gene Ontology annotation, cellular component: SCAR complex.